Molecule: messenger RNA, 960 nt
Organism: Ochotona princeps (American pika)
Lineage: Eukaryota; Metazoa; Chordata; Mammalia; Lagomorpha; Ochotonidae
Product: olfactory receptor 51G2-like
Exons: 1
Coding region: 1-960 (319 amino acids)
Biological process (GO): G protein-coupled receptor signaling pathway
Cellular component (GO): membrane
Molecular function (GO): olfactory receptor activity; G protein-coupled receptor activity
Source: RefSeq, a predicted model, not a curated record
AUGUCACACUCCAACAACACCAGCACCUUCUUCUUUCUAACGGGCCUCCCAGGCCUUGAGGCUGUGCAUGUCUGGCUCUCCAUCCCGUUGUGUGCCAUGUAUGUGGCCUCUCUGGCAGGAAACAGCCUGAUCCUGUGGGUAGUAAAGGUAGAGCCUUCCUUGCAUCAACCAAUGUACUAUUUUCUGUCCAUGUUGGCCAUGACUGACCUGGGCUUGUCAGCUUCCACAUUACCUACUAUGCUCACCAUUUACAUGCUGGGUCUCCGAGAAGUGGAGGUGGACACGUGCCUGGCCCAGCUCUUCUUCAUCCACACUUUCUCUAUCAUGGAGUCCUCUGUGCUGCUGACCAUGGCCUUUGACCGUUUUGUGGCCAUCAGUAAUCCUCUACGCUAUGGCACUAUCCUCACAAGUCCCCGCAUUGCAGCCCUGGGCCUGGCCAUCCUGGUACGCAGCAUCAGUCUCCACAUUCCAGCCCCCAUUAUGUUGAAGAAGCUUCCCUACUGCUGGAACCGCCUGCUCUCCCACUCCUACUGCCUGCACCCGGACGUCAUGAAGUUGGCCUGUGCUGACACCCACAUCAACAGUGCUUAUGGUCUCUUUGUAGUUCUCUCCACACUGGGUGUGGACUCUGUGCUCAUUGUUGUCUCUUACGUCCUGAUCCUCCAAACGGUGCUGAGCAUUGCCUCCAAGGCAGAGCGCCUCAAAGCUCUCAACACAUGUGUCUCUCACAUCUGUUCUGUGCUGCUCUUUUAUACACCUAUGAUUGGUCUGUCCAUGAUCCAUCGAUUUGGGAAACGGGCUUCUCCACGCAGUCGUGUGCUGCUCUCCUAUCUUCACUUUCUUACACCUCCAGUGCUCAAUCCUGUUGUUUACACCAUCAAGACUAAGCAGAUGCGACUGAGGAUGUUACGUCUAUUCAGGUUAGGUAGAGCUGCCAUCAGAGAUGCACAGGGUCAUUAA